This is a messenger RNA of Protopterus annectens (West African lungfish), 1427 nucleotides long. RefSeq lists its product as uncharacterized. The record is from RefSeq and is a predicted model, not a curated record. NCBI's taxonomy places the organism in Eukaryota, Metazoa, Chordata, Ceratodontiformes, Protopteridae. Gene Ontology annotation, cellular component: external side of plasma membrane; membrane raft. Bases 61 to 1278 code for a protein of 405 amino acids. The transcript is spliced from 7 exons. Gene Ontology annotation, molecular function: MHC class II protein binding; protein tyrosine kinase binding. Gene Ontology annotation, biological process: T cell activation; interleukin-15-mediated signaling pathway; positive regulation of ERK1 and ERK2 cascade.
GAAAUACUAUGCAAUGUCGUGGUGUCUGGCACAGCUGGUGGAAGUGUGUUACUGCCAUGUAUGGGUCCAGCAGGUUUGAAACUAUUUAAGUGGACAGAUGACAAAGGUGCAAUAAUUGUUCAGAUUAUGCGCAGUGGAAUGAUUUUCUAUGGUUCUACAAUCAAGAAGGAUCGCUUUAAAUCUGCAGAUUAUUCCAGUGGAAAUUACUCUCUUCUGAUGUCUCAGCUUGAGCCCCAUGACUCUGGACAGUAUACCUGCAGCAGUUCUGAAGCAGAUUUAAAUAAAGUAAACCUUCAUGUUUAUCUAGCAGAACCUUCACCUCCUGAAAUUCAUACACCUGCCACUGAAAGAGGAAACACAGUGUUACCAUGUUCAGCUGAACUUCACAACUAUGUGUCAUUCCCAUGGACUUUUAUGUCUACUUCCAGAGCCACCAUUGAGGUCAGAAAUGGCUGGAUAUUACCUGGUAUUUAUGCUGGUGGCGAGCCUGAAGUAAUAUUUGGCAUUGUGAAUCAGUCAUCAGUGCUCAACUUUACAUUCACUAAUGAUACGAGACCAUGCCCAAAGACGACAUAUGCUGAUCUCCUGAGUGGAAAGAUCACAUUCUCACAUGUGAAGGGAGGUGCUCAAGUAGAGCUGGCAUUUAUGAACGUCACCCAAUCACCACUGCUGUGGAAAGAGACAGAAGGCAGCCAUAGUACAGAAUUCCGUUUUUCUCUUGUUGUCUGUCCAACGUAUUACAUGGAUGCUGGCUGGUACACUCUGACGCUGAACUUCACCAAGGGUGUGUUACAGAAGGAACUCAGACUCAUCACCAUGAAAGUCACACACUAUUGGAGCAAAGUUACCACUGGCACACAUGUGAACCUGACGUGCCAAGUGUCUAAUGUACUGCCGUUUAUGAGCCUGACCUGGUUCCACAUCAUCAACAGUACCCAGUACAAUAAAGUAUUAGACCAGACGGGUGUUGCUGAGCUGACCGUCACAUUUCCUAAUGUAACAGCAGACCCUGUUGGACUCUGGAGAUGCUGUUUAUAUGUCAAAACACAGAAGAAAGUAUGUGCUGAUUAUAACCUAGAGAAAACAAAUCACCUUUCAACUGGGAUCAGUGUCUCACUACAGAAAAUUCUUCUUGGAGGUGGAACAGUAACAGCUGGAAUUCUGUGCCUCAUAAUUAUCAUCUUCUGUAUCAGACGAUGUAGACAGUCAAAUGAAACAAAGUUUCCAUAUUUGGAAAAUGCAUUAAAAGCACGCAGAGCUCCUGCUGACUACGACUAAAGGAUAACUUGUUGCUACGCAUGAAGAGACGUAUUGAGAAUGAAAACAAAAAUCAGUGGUGAAUGAAUCUGCCCUGUAAAGGGCAAAACUUGAAAUGCACCGCUUGUUGCAUUCUGUACAAAUAUCUUGUUGGUGCACAAUAAAUGCAG